This is a messenger RNA of Misgurnus anguillicaudatus (oriental weatherfish), 1773 nucleotides long. Its product is annotated as fibrinogen-like protein 1-like protein. The record is from RefSeq and is a predicted model, not a curated record. NCBI's taxonomy places the organism in Eukaryota, Metazoa, Chordata, Actinopteri, Cypriniformes, Cobitidae.
AGGCUGAAAUAAAUCAGAUAAAAUAAAUCCAGCAGAUAAAACAUUGGUACAGUAUUCAGAUGGGGCUGAAGUCCAGUGCUGAUAGUGCCCCAAUGAACUCUGGGAUACAAGUUGACUGUUUGGAUCUUUCUUAUUAAAUUCAAUAGUACGCCAGUAUCAGUCUGACGCUCACGGCUUGGAUGUGAACGAUCAAUCAUGCUGAUGUUUUGGAUUUUUAUGUUUCUGUUGGCAUGUGUUCAGACCGAACCAUUACCUGCCAAAAACAUCCAUCUGCUCGCCCCAGAGGAGCACAAAUUCAUCCUUAACCUCGGACAAAAAGAGAUUCCCACAGACUGUCACGAGCUGUGGCAGGCAUCAGGUGGGCGCGCACGAGACGGCGUGUAUCUCAUUAAACCCGCGGAUGCGCCCAUCGCCGUCUACUGCGCCAUGCACGAGGGCGGCUGGACGGUCGUUCAGCACAUCACGGUCAACAGCACCGUGGACUUCGACCGCACCUGGGACGAAUACAAGCGCGGAUUCGGAUCCCUCACCGGCAACCACUGGCUGGGCAACGACUACCUGCACGAGCUCACGGGCGGACACGUGCGAUACAAGCUCGCCGUCAAACUCGUAGACAAAGACGCCGUGACGAAGACGGGCGAGUACGACCCGGUGCUGGUGGAGAACGAGGACGCCCAGUAUCGCCUGCGUCUGGGUCUCUUUCAGGGCACCGCCGCGGAUGCUCUCACCAUGGAUACGGAGAACUAUCUCCAUGACAACCAGAGGUUCACCACCAAAGACAGAGACAACGACAACUACUUCCAAAACUGUGCCCGGCUGGAGUUUCAGGGCGUGGCGGGCGGAGGCUGGUGGUAUGACGCGUGCGCGGGUGCCAAUCUGAACCGCAGGAAUGUGAUCUACUGGCAGAAGGAUUGCAACAAAGAGCAUCUGUGUAAAUAUGCCUGGAUGAUGGUGAAGCCUUCAGAUCAAGUGAAGCUUCAGCCUUCAGGAGACUGCAAGAAAGAUGAACUCUGAUUUCAGCUGAAAUACUGUAAAAUACUGCCGAGGCCAGAGAUUUUAAACUGAGCGGACCUCAAUGCCUACUCUUAAAUUACAUCAUUUUACACUAUAGGCCGGAUUGCAUUACGUUUUUGAGUUAUGGAUCGAAUCAUUUUUGGAUUAGCAAAAAGGAAAAUGAAAUCAAGAAAUUAUAAGCAUAUGAAAAUAGAAAAGAAGAAAGUUAUAAAAUAAAAAAUAGAAAACCGAAAUUAAAUCAAAUGAAUAAUAGCACUGUCUUCUUCAUUCUAUACAUUAAAUAUAAUUCAUCUUUUGGAAGUGAUUUUCCUCUGUUGUUUGUUUAGCAGAUUUAUGAGAGUACUGCCACUUUAAGACCGGAUAAACACGGAUCUAUGUAAAUAUAAUCCUAUAUGAAUAGUUAUUUAUUUCUGAAUGAGGGAUCAUUAUUACAGAGAUUAUUAUCAUUUAUGCUUGAUUUCUUUUGCUUUUAUUUUGUGUCUCUUCUGUGCCAGUGCCACCCUUGCCCUUAUGCCACCUCACCACUGCUGAAGAGAUAAAGACCAUCAUUAACUGUAUAGUACUAUAGUAUUAUUAUCAUCAAUACUUUAUUCAGUGAGCAGACAUUUAAAUACCUGGAGGUUUCAUGAGGCAGAUAUAAAAACAGACACAAGUCAUUAAAGAUGCUUUCAAUCCAUCAAACAUGUAGUACGUUCUUAUGUUAAUGAUACAUUUAGUUGUAUAUUUACAAUAAAUAAUGUCAUAAGCACCUAAAAAGUC